Molecule: messenger RNA, 1989 nt
Organism: Glarea lozoyensis ATCC 20868
Lineage: Eukaryota; Fungi; Ascomycota; Leotiomycetes; Helotiales; Helotiaceae
Product: C6 transcription factor, putative
Exons: 3
Coding region: 1-1989 (662 amino acids)
Biological process (GO): regulation of transcription by RNA polymerase II; DNA-templated transcription
Cellular component (GO): nucleus
Molecular function (GO): zinc ion binding; RNA polymerase II cis-regulatory region sequence-specific DNA binding; DNA-binding transcription activator activity, RNA polymerase II-specific
Source: RefSeq, a predicted model, not a curated record
AUGCCUGCUCUCAGCACAGCAUUGCAAGACCCCCAAGGAACCACAGCUGUUUCACAUACAAGUGCAGCAUCGUUUACUUUGGCAAGCUCUGAUCAUCUCAAAACUCCUAUCAGCCACUCCCCCAACGCCCAUGUCGAAGGGCUUCAGAGCCGAAUUCAACAACUUGAGGAGCAGCUAUCCGAAGCCAUCUCAGGGACGAUGACUUCUCGGGCGACCACUACCAUGGAAACAACAAGUUCCCGUCUCGGCGGAACAUUCCACUUCAAUCUAGAAGGUCGUACAACGGACACAGCGCAAGGUGUUUCCCGCAGUGUUAUGCACAAGAAACGUAUGUUUGGUCAGAGCCACUGGCUUAAUUUUCGUGACACCUGGGAGAUGAUCGACUGCCAUCUCCAAGAGGAAACAUCGAAAACUUUCUCAGGAUUGCAAGAAUGUAAAUCCCUGGCUAGAGCCAUAAAAUUUGGUAGGUCACCACUGUGGCCCUUAUUGCCUACGGUAGAUCUGCCUUCGAAAGACAUUUGUGAUGAGCUUCUCGACUGCUACCUCCAGACAACGGAGUUGGUUUAUAGGAUACUACAUGUUCCUACUUUCAGAAAGGAGUACGAUGAACUUUGGAUAGCGGGUCGUGAGACUCAAGGCACUUUUCGAGUCCAACUGAAGUUAGUCCUUGCCAUCGGAGCUGCCACAUACGACGAUAAAUUUUCCAUGCGUACAUCUGCCAUCAAGUGGGUAUACGAGGCACAAACUUGGUUAACAAGGCCGGAAGGCAAAUCACACCUUGAUGUAGGUCGCUUGCAGACCAGAAUCUUACUAUUGAUCGCUCGAGAGAUAGUAGAUAUUGGUGGUGACUCAACCUGGAUCCUGUCUGGUGAUUUAUACAGAAGAGCCAUGAACGCUGGGUUGCACCGCGAUCCUUCUUCUCUACCAACAACAACGGUAUUCGUAACUGAGAUGCACCGUCGCUUGUGGAACUCGAUUUUGGAAAUCUGCAUCCAGUCGAGCAUGACUUGCGGAGGGCCACCGUUGAUUUCGCUCGACGACUUCAACACUCAACCUCCUUCCAAUCUAGACGAUGACCAGUUAACAACUAAUGAACCUAUUCCAAAACCAGAAGAGGAAAUGAGUCAAGUCUCUAUCGCCAUAGCGCUGCGGAAGACCUUUCCAAUUCGUCUCGCAAUUGCAAAGUUCCUCAACGACCUUCAUUCCAAUGGUACAUACGAGGAAACUAUCUGCCUUGAUAAACAAUUCAGAGCAUGCUACAAGGUAUUGUGUCGGACGGUUCAGGGUCCAAAAUCGAACACUGGGUCCUCCACCGUUCAACCCGAGGUAUAUGUGGUGGAAUUUGUAAUGUCCCGGUACUUGUCAUCCCUUCACACGCCCUUCUUCGGACGUAGCUUGUAUGAGACUUCCUAUGCAUAUUCUAGGAAGGCAGUGGUUGAGAAUUCGCUCAAGAUCUGGCGCGCAUCCCAAACGUCUCCUCUUAAUCGCCUCGCAGUCUGCGGCUCAGGAUUCUAUGAAACUGUCGCUUUCCAAGCCGCAUUGCUCGUAGCCGUAGAAAUCAGAACACAAUUGCAAGAAGAAGAAAGCCUUGGGCCCGUAUCUCUUCGACCAGAUCUGGUUGCUGUCGUAGAUAAUGCAAGAACUUGGUGUCUACAGCGCAUCAAAUCCGGCGAAACCAACAUUAAAGGCUAUUUACUUAUACACGUGGUCACCGCACAGAUUGAUGCACUUCGAAAAGGUGUAGACAGGAACGCAAUGCCAAGCAUAUUGGUUCAAGCGACACAAGAUGUUGAAGAUGUUUGCUUGCCGAUACUGGAGGAGAUGGCGUCGCAGGCUCAGGUCGAAGAAAACGCGGAUGGUCUAGCAGAUAUGAGUUUCGGUGCCUCGGUUAGGGGGACUGAGGAUUGGGGUUUCAUGAUGUCAGAUCCUAUGUUCAUUUCGGAGAAUUCGAAUCCAUUGAGUUGGAUGUUUGAUGACGAGUUUCGGUAG